This is a messenger RNA of Aspergillus caelatus, 996 nucleotides long. RefSeq names its product kinase-like domain-containing protein. The coding region runs from base 1 to 996 and encodes 331 amino acids. Gene Ontology annotation, cellular component: cytoplasm; nucleus. Gene Ontology annotation, biological process: peptidyl-serine phosphorylation; signal transduction. The transcript has 4 exons. Gene Ontology annotation, molecular function: protein serine/threonine kinase activity; ATP binding. The record is from RefSeq and is a predicted model, not a curated record. Lineage: Eukaryota; Fungi; Ascomycota; Eurotiomycetes; Eurotiales; Aspergillaceae.
AUGAAACCGCUGCCACUGAAAAACUUCAUAAAUAACAGGUUCGAGCUAAUCCGCCCUAUAGAUAGUGGCGGCGAAGGCAGUGUAUACAUAGCCAGAGAUCACCAAACGGGCAAAGAACUAGCCAUAAAGCUCUAUCAUGAGCCAGCAGGCUACAGAUCGUAUCAUCGCGAGGUCAGUGGGUAUCGCUACCUGGCUGGACUCAUGGGAGUCCCGAAGUUCUACUGGGCAGGACAAGAUCAACGAUACCAUGCCACAGCCAUUGAGCUCCUGGGGCCCAGCCUGGGCCAUUUGUGGCGCAACUGUGGGCGCAGAUUCUCCCUGAAGACUGUACUCCUACUGGCAGAUCAGUUGAUAUGUCGGUUUCAGGAGCUUCACUCGAGAAACUGUGUCCAUCGAGAUAUUAAGCCAGAAAACCUUCUUAUAGGAGUUGGGAGGAAGGCGAACAGGGUCUAUGUGGCGGAUUUGGGCUUCGUCAAGAGGUAUAGUGCGCUGAGCGACCAUCAGAUUUUGAAGCGGGAGCGUCACGAUAGGCGUCAAUGCGAGAGGAAUCCCGGGGUUGGCGUGGGUUUGCAGGGGACAGAGGUAUAUGCAGGUUGGCGGGCGCAUUAUGCGAAGCAACAAUCCCCCCGCGAUGACAUGGAAAGCCUAGGAUAUGUGCUCAUUCGUUUCCUCAAAGGCCACCUUCCGUGGGAGAGGUUCUGGGCAACAACUGGUACAGACUUGGAGAGACAAAUAGCCGUGGCUGAGAUGAAGCGCAAUAUACAUGUCGAACAGCUUUGCAAAGGCCUGCCGCCUGCGUUCAAUCUAUACUUCCUGCAUGUCUUUUUGAAGGCGACGCCUGACUACGCCUAUCUGCGAGAGACUUUCCGGAAACUGUUUCGGCGUGAAGGGUUCAGAGACGACCAGAUAUAUGACUGGACGUUCAAACAGGAGGCGGAGCUUCUACGGCAGCAUUGCAACAAUAGGCUUAAGGAAAGAGUGAAACAGUUUCUAUAA